Molecule: messenger RNA, 3589 nt
Organism: Corythoichthys intestinalis (scribbled pipefish)
Lineage: Eukaryota; Metazoa; Chordata; Actinopteri; Syngnathiformes; Syngnathidae
Product: gastrula zinc finger protein XlCGF26.1-like
Exons: 2
Coding region: 354-2306 (650 amino acids)
Source: RefSeq, a predicted model, not a curated record
CGGAUUUUACUACAGGGUGAUUGGGCUGGAGGCUGUCUUUCCCAUCAUGCAAUCCUGCUCGGAAAUGAAAGAGAUGAAGGCUGGCCGAAAUGGAACAUUUUUCCCCGUGGAUUUUUUUUUUUUUUUUUUUUUGUGCGUGCCUAUUUCACUGAACUAAACCGAAGCCACGACGACGUGUCCAGCACGAGCUACAUUCCAGAAGCAAACAUCAGUCAUCUUCAAGUCUCGGCACUCGUUGUUUUUUGGCCUACUUUAGCCUAGCCUAGCUGGCCGGUGUAAACAAUCCGCUGUACACCAGCCGUUCACAAAGCUGCAAGGCACGUUGUCAAGCGUUCAGCAAUCAAGUGAGGAAAAUGUCCUCAAGUACCACACCGGCAGCAGUAAAGUUCCAGGAGGAACUUUGUGAGGUAAAAGAGGAGCCCCCACGUCAGCAACACUCGACUGUGUGCAAAACAAUGCACGGAAAGGUUGUUCUUAACAGACAAGAAGGUUGCAUAAAAUAUCUUUGUGCUGAGCGGCAGGAGCAAGAAUCUCCUGGCGUAAAAGAGGAUUUUGAGCUCCCGCAAAUCAAAGUGGAGGAGGAGCCAGAACCCGAUCAACAGAAGGAGAAAGAAGAGCAACUCCCAAUCAAAAAGGAGGAGGAGGAACUGCCAUAUGUUAAAGAGGAGGAAAGUAUCACCAGGUCGACUGGUGAGACCUUGAAGAGUGAAGUUGGUAUGAGUGAGGCCAGCAGAGGGGCGGAGCCUCCAAGCGGCAGCAGCAGCUUAACAGAAGGAUUGCAAGCAGACAUUUACUACAUUGCUCCAUCAGACAGAAAUGGCGCGACGUCACACUCACCUUACAGUGAUGAUGGUCAUAAGAAAUCACACAGUGACAACAAACUCUGCAAAUGCUCUCAGUGUGGGAAAAACUUAAAAGCUACUAAGUAUACUUGUUUUAGGCAUAUAAGGAGCCACACUAUUGAAAAAUGUUUUUCCUGCUCCGUUUGUGGUCAAAGAUUCAGUCGCAAGAGCGCCUUAAAAAUACACACAAGAACUCACACUGGUGAAAAACCUUUUUCCUGCUCAGUUUGUGGUCAAAGAUUCAGUCAAAAGAGCAACUUAUUAAUACACGCAAAAAUCCACAUUGGUGAAAAACCUUUUUCCUGCUCAAUAUGUGGUCAAAGAUUCAGUCGCAAAAGCACCUUAAAAACACACACACAAACCCACACUGGCGAGAAACCUUUUUCCUGCUCAGUUUGUGGUCUAAGAUUCACUCUAAAGCAACACUUAAAACAACACUCAAGAACCCACACUGGCGAAAAACCUUAUGUCUGCUCAGUUUGUGGUCAACAAUUCAAUAGAACGCAAACCUUAAAAAUACACACAAGAACCCAUACUGGUGAAAAACCUUUUUCCUGCUCAGUUUGUGGACAAGGAUUCACUCAAAAGACGGGCUUAAAAACCCACGAAAAAACCCACACUGGUGAAAAACCUUUUUCCUGCUCAGUUUGUGGUCAAGGAUUCAGUCACAAGAGCACCUUAGAACAACACACAAGAACCCACACUGGUGAAAAACCUUUUUCAUGCUCAAUUUGUGGUCAGGGCUUCUCUAAAAAGCAAAACUUAAAUCGACACACAACAAUCCACACUGGUGAAAAACCUUUUUCCUGCUCAGUUUGUGGUCAAGGAUUCACUCAAAAGACACGCUUAAAAACACACAAAAGAACCCACACUGGUGAAAAAGCUUUUUUUUGCUCAGUUUGUGAUCAAAGAUUCACUACAAAGGAACACUUAAACCGACACACAAGAAUCCACACUGGUGAAAAACCUUUUUCCUGCUCAGUUUGUGGUCAAGGAUUUACUCAAAAGAACAGCUUAGUAACACACGAAAGAACCCACACUGGAGAAAAACCUUUUUCCUGCUCAGUUUGUGGUCAAGGAUUCUCUCAAAAGCAAAACUUAAAUCGACACACAACAAUCCACACUGGUGAAAAAUCUUUUUCCUGCUUUGUUUGUGGUCAAGGAUUUGCUCAAGAGAAAACCUUAAAAACACACGAAAGAACCCACACUGGAGAAAAACCUUUUUCCUGCUCAGUUUGUGGUCAACGAUUCUCUCAAAAGCAAAACUUGAAAAGUCACAAAACAAGCCACAGUGGUGAAAAACCAUUUUCCUGCUCAGUUUGUGGUGCAAGAUUCACUCGCAAGACCACCUUAAAAACACACACACAAACCCACACUGGCAAAAAACCUUUUUCCUGCUCAGUUUGUGGUCAAGGAUUCACUCUGAAGGAUCAGAUUAAGAGACACGUGUGUGUGUUGGUAUGAUAAUGACUGUUUUGUCUGUCAUCCGUGCUAUCUUCGCCAGAUUUUGCACGCAGGACGAUAGUAUUCCAUAGGCUGUCCUCAAAUCUUGUUGAGGAUUGGCGCUUUGGGUGCAUUAUAUGUGCUUUGUCCUAUCCAUGUAUGACGUGCACCCACACUAUUGCCAAAAGUAUUUGCUCACCCGAUUCAAAGUUCGAAGUUAUGUGCCAUUAUUUAUCUAAUACUGUCCUUCUUUCAAACUACACUUUUCACUGACAAUAUUUGAAACUGUAGACCCUAAAUUUAAAAACUGAUUUAAAACGGCCUCAGGAGUUGCUUUCAUCCUUGUCACUUUAGCGAAGGUGUCAAAGCGGUAAGGAAAGUCCGUAGCUGCUUAUUCACCUAUAUCAGUGCUUCUCAAUUAUUUUCUGUUACGCCCCCCCAAGGAAGACGUAAAUGUUUCGCGCCCCCCCAACUCUCUGCCGCCACUGUAAAUAGUAUCAUUCGUCUAUAUUACUAUUAUAAGUACGCCUCAGCCUAACAUUGUGUCCUUUUUUUUCUAUUAAAGAAAAAAAGUAACAUAGAUCAACUUAUAAUAAAGUAUAACUUUUUUAACAUUGUGCUGCUUGGAACAGAAAAGACUUAACGCGCAUCAAUUUGCCUGAAGUUAAAAAAAAUAAAAAAUGAAAAAAAAGUCACAUCCAAACUGUAAAAAUACACUCAAGGUACAUUUUUGACCAUUUGAUACUGAAAAAUAAAAUGUAAUAAAAUCAGUAAAUAAUAACAAAUUCAAAUUGAUUAGAAACAUUUACUCUUCAGGACAACAUGCCAAAAAAUUUGACCGAAAAAAAACAAAACUGAAUAGAAGGGGGGAAAAAGGUCUUUGGACAGAAGGAAAGUUUUUAUUUUCGCUGAUUCACCACAGUGCUCACUGGUUUACUGAUAUAACACUGACAAAGCAGGACGAUUGUGACAAUUGGCAAUAUUCGGCACGUUUUCGCUGAAAAACAAUCAAGCGGCUUAUCAAUGAGAUUGAGGUCUAAUGUCUUUAAGUGGCAUCUUAACUGAUUUGGCUUCUCCGCUAUAAUCAUUUUUAGACUCAGUAAACAGUGGUCUUUCCUCAUUUCCCACUAUAUUAAAAGUCAAAGGCAAACGGCCCGAAAAAAGCGCAUUCUCGGCGGCCGAGGGAGAACCGUAGGUGAGGGCGGUGGUCGUGACGAUCCCAAGCCGAAAACGGCACUUCUCGGCCGGACACGUGAGAACCGAAGAAGACAGCGGGUCGCUGCGUGAGUCCAGCUCUGCAUGAG